This is a messenger RNA of Cylicocyclus nassatus, 5205 nucleotides long. The record is from the annotation of a GenBank genome assembly. Lineage: Eukaryota; Metazoa; Nematoda; Chromadorea; Rhabditida; Strongylidae.
AUGCUACUACGGUGGCUGCUUUUACCACUUGUGGUGACGUUAGCAGCAGUUGAUGAUAAUGCAUUUAUAUCCGCAAUGAAAAACUUAUUUUUCGGAUCGGAGCAGUUCAAUGCUACAGCACAAGCAGAACUACAAAUGCACCCGUCACCGACAGCAACCAGUUAUCCGACUUAUCGACAACUCUCAGCCGGCAACUCUCAAACGUCCGGUUCUGCUUGCAUGAUGCCGCAACAAAUCGGUACAGGACCUUAUAGAAUACCAAGAUGGUACUUCAACCCAGCUCGAGGCCGAUGUGAAUUGUUUUACUGGUCCGGAUGCUGUGGAAACGGCAACAAUUUCCAAACUUUCCAAAGUUGUCAGUCUACUUGCGAAGUCGAUCCAUGUACACAAGAGCAAGCGGCCGGAGUAGGCUCAGCUCAACUAACUCGUUUUUACUUCGACAAAAAGACGAAACUCUGCGAGGAAUUCAUGUAUUUCGGAGCCGGAGGCAAUCGAAAUAACUUCCUCACAUUGGAGGAGUGUCAGGCGCAGUGUCCAGAGUCACCAAAUCCUUGCGCAGUCUCCAGCGGAAAUUCUGUUCUGAUCCCUUGUACCCCGGGGGUGAACACAUGUGGACAAGGAAACUUUUGCCAUGUUGGCGCCACGCCUCAAACGACAACUUGCUGUCCCAAACCAGCUCCAAUUGAUCGAUGCCAGCAACCGUUGAACCUUGGAGUUGGUAAUGCAAAUCUUCAGCGAUGGUACUUCAAUCCGCUAACGCAACAAUGCCAACAAUGCAUCUACCGUGGUCUGCAAGGCAACGAAAAUAAUUUCCUCUCAAGACAAGAAUGCGAAAACUCCUGCAUUGUUAACCCAUGCAAAAUCGGAGCCCCGUACCGUACCCAAGGUGUUAUUGUACAAUGCUCUGCAGCUAACCCUGGAGUAUGCCCAGCUGGCCAUUACUGCCAUUAUGGGGCAGAUUCCACAACCACUGUUUGCUGCCAGGCAAUUGGGAGCAAUCCAUGCGGUGAUCCAUUCACGAAAGGAGAAGGAAACGGGGCUUUGACGCGAUUCUACUACGAUCCGCUGAAACGAAAAUGUCUCGCCUUUAACUACUUCGGCAUGAAGGGAAAUCAGAAUAACUUCCUAACGCGAGAAGCUUGCGAGAAAGCAUGCCCAAUAUGGGUAAAUCCUUGUGCAGUGGGUCAACCCAUCCUGAACGCUGAUCGCAAGCCCUUCAGAUGCCACCAAGGAGCUACCUGCGCCUCUGGCUACUACUGUCACAUCGGCUUCGAUGAAACCACAACUGCUUGUUGCCCAUCCCAAGGCGAUCCUUGUAGCCUUAUUGUAAAAGAAGGCAAAGGAACCCAAAAUAUACAAAGGUGGUUCUACAACCAAAAAACGCGCCAAUGCCAGCCGUUUACCUACUAUGGAAUGGGAGGAAACGAGAACAACUUCUUGCUGCGUGAACAUUGUGAAUCUACUUGUCCUGUUUGGGUAAAUGCUUGUCCACAAGGAGAAGCCUACCUCCUUCCAUCAGGACGACCUCAACAAUGCGAUCCAGCAAAUGAAGACACUUGUCCGUUGACCCAUUGGUGCCAUCCUGGUAAAGCUAUCUACCUUUCACCUACAAACAAGAUUACAGGCUUGGAUUUCCUUGAAUGGCCGGAUAUGACGACAACGAUGUGCUGUCCAGGUCGGGUCGAUCCUUGCACAAGAGCAAAAUCUGAGGGCGAAGGACCACUGGCGCUGACAAGGUACUAUUUUGAUGCUGCCCAGCGGCAAUGUCUACAGUUUGUGUUUCGAGGAAUAAGGGGAAAUGCGAACAAUUUCCUGACUAAAGAACUUUGCGAAUCGCGCUGUCCAGUACAACUGAAUCCAUGUCCAGUAUCGAUGAGCUCCCUGAAGACAACGAUGAUGCCGCUUACCACUUGUUCGAGAACGAUGAAGUGUCCUGAGGCGCAUUGGUGUCAUAUUGGAGAGACGAACGAUACUACCGUAUGCUGUCCAAAUGCUCUUCCAAAUCCAUGCACUGCUCCACCACGCAACCCUGGUGAUGGUCCUUGGCAUGCAACAAGAUGGGCCUUUGAUGGUAACAGCCGCAAGUGUGUACCGUUCGAAUACCGUGGUUUGCACGGAAACGCCAAUAACUUCCUUACCCGCGAAGAUUUAUUCACCAAUCCCUGCAAAUUGGGUGAACCCUAUGCCCUAGGAAAUAGGUAUCUUACCUGUGGUCCAACGACACUAUGUCCAACAACCCAUUACUGCCACUUGGGCGCUGAUGCAAAUUAUUGUUGCCCUUCGCUGGGUCCUGAUCCUUGUACUCAGCCGAUGGACAGAGGUGUCGGGUCUGCACAACUGCAAAGAUGGUACUGGAACGCACAAACUAGGCAGUGCACGGCUUUCAACUACUGUGGUACUAAAGGAACUCAAAACAAUUUCCUGAGUAGACAGGAGUGUGAACGAACUUGCUACGUUUAUGAAAACCCGUGCGCCCUUGGUCAACCCCAGAUGACUGCCGAUAAUCGCCCACAAACCUGCUCAGUUGGCUCGAACACCUGUGCUGCUAGCUACUGGUGCCACUUUGGUGCCAGCCAGGAGACAACCGUAUGCUGUCCUGGAAGAGUGCAAGGACAGGCAAUUUGCCAACAACAACUGGCACUUGGCAGCGGCAACGCUGCUUUGCCAAGGUGGUACUACGAUGCGCAAAGCAUGCGAUGUGUUCAGUUCUUCUAUAGAGGACGUCUUGGCAAUCAGAAUAACUUCCUUAACCGAGAGGAUUGCGAACAAACAUGUCCCGUGUACAUCAAUGUUUGUCCGGAGGGCAACCCACUGAUCGAUCCAAGUACAAAUCGUCCUGUACCGUGCACUUUCGGAUCUGACACAUGUGGUGAUGGCUACUGGUGUCACUUGGGACUUGUCCCAGACGAGUAUCAGUGUUGCCCAGGAGAGCCAACAGUGCCUGGCGCAUGCCAGGGUCUGCCCGAAGAGACGGGAGAGCUCGGCGCUCCUGCUCCCCCGGCCACUCGCUACUACUACGACCAGGAAGAGAUGACAUGCAAAGAGUUCAUCUACAAUGGUCGCAAGGGAAACCAAAACAACUUCUUGACGCUGGAAGAUUGUGAACGAACUUGCGAGGUGUUCGUGAAUCCUUGCAACCAGCCCAUCUCUCUUCCACCUACAAUGUGUUCGGCAACAAAUCCAAGUACUUGUGGUCCCAGUUCAUACUGUCACAUCGGAGCCACACCGGAUACGACCGUGUGCUGUCCUAGCGAAGGAGACCCAUGCUCGCUUCCGAUGAGUCGUGGAACCGGUAAUGCUUACCUGCAACGAUGGUACUACAAUCAACAAUCAGCAAGUUGUCAACAAUUCACAUAUGCCGGCCUUCAAGGAAACGAAAACAACUUUUUGACUAGAGAGGCCUGCGAAGAACGUUGUGGACCCAACCCAUGUUUCGAAGGGCGACCGUUCCUUGGUGUAGAUGGACGACCACAAACAUGCUCAGCCUCCGCUAGUCUGAACACAUGUCCAGCAAAUUAUUGGUGCCAUAUUGGAGCCGACAUGAGCACUACCGUAUGCUGCCCUGGAGCAUCUACUAACAUCUGCAAUCUGCCCAUGUCAACUGGAGAAGGAAACUACAACCUUGAACGAUUUUACUUCGAUUCAUCAACCAGAACGUGUCGUCCAUUCAUCUACAAUGGGCUCAAGGGCAAUCAGAACAAUUUCAUCACAUUAAGAGCUUGUCAAUUAGCAUGCCAGCCGCUCGACAAUCCUUGCAUUGGGCAACCGGCUACCACAGCUGCUGGACAGGUAUUGUUCUGCUCGUCAACAAAUAAAGAUACCUGUCCAGUCAACUUCUGGUGCCAUGUCGGUGCCACACCGGAGACAACUGUUUGCUGUCCAGGAGCAACGAAUGCCUGUUCCGUACCCUUGGCUCCAGGUACUGGUAAUGCCGGGUUAUCACGGUGGUACUACAAUACUGAUGAUAGGCAAUGUCUUCCUUUCCAAUAUAACGGAAAACGAGGAAAUCAAAAUAACUUUGAGUCACAAGCAGAAUGCGAAAGGACUUGUCCAGUGUUUGUGAACCCUUGCCUGGGUGAAGUGGGCCGUGACGCGAACGGUACACCAAGAGUAUGCAGUCCAGUGAAUCCGGAGCCGUGUCCUAGCGGUUUCUUCUGUUUACCUGGAGAUCCUGCAGUGAGGAAUUCUAGCUAUUGCUGUCCACGAUUGAAUCAAGACCCUUGUGAUUCAUCAUGGACGGAAGGCGAUGGCGAUGAUUCAUUCGAACGAUAUUAUUACAAUCCUGUAGAAGGAGAUUGUUAUCCAUUCCGAUAUAAAGGCCAAAAAGGCAACGAAAACAAUUUCUUAACAAAGAAAAUGUGCCAGGAGAAGUGCAAACCUAUAGCGAAUGUCUGCUUUGGUGGUGAACCACCGCUGUCUUCACCAACUGGACGAGUUGUCCAGUGUUAUACACAGCCAUGUCCAGCCACUCACUACUGCCAUCUUGGCAAAGAUUACAAAUCAACUGUAUGCUGUGAAAAGAAAGGGUCACCCUGCGAUCAGCAACUUAUGCUAGGGGUGGGAGAUGCGGUGCUGCCUCGCUUCUACUACGACGUAGUCGAAGACGACUGUUUGCCAUUCAACUACACAGGAAUUGGCGGCAACGAAAACAACUUUCCCACACGUGCCCAAUGUCAAAUUACUUGCCCAGGAUACCGGGACUAUUGCCCACAUGGGAAGCCACAUAUAGUUGCUGGGAUAAUGACAAAGUGUGGCAUUGAUACAUCAUGUCCAAUCAACCACGUAUGUCACGUUAGUAGACGAAACUCCAGAAGCAUUUGCUGCCCUGAUCCAGCACAAUUUUGCACAUUGGAACGAGAUCCCGGCCCAUGCAGUGGGAAUUUCACCCGCUAUGGUUAUGAUGCAGAAGCCGCUGUGUGUCGAAAGUUCAUCAAGCUCAAGAAAACUCAUCACCCUCGAAAGCAGUGGACAGUGUAUAAAUAUCCCUGCUUGCUGGGUAAGGAUACCUACCCAAACGAGAAAGAAGAACUAUGCUUACUCUCGAUUGAUCGAGGUGCUUGUGGAGGAAGACAAACACGUUACGCAUUCAAUCGGCAAACUAGCCAAUGUGUACCUUUCGAUUACACGGGUUGCGGAGGAAAUCUGAACAACUUUGUCUCAAUGAUGGAUUGUAUGGCCACAUGCGGAAACGUCGGAUUCCGAUAA